This is a messenger RNA of Marchantia polymorpha subsp. ruderalis, 1638 nucleotides long. Lineage: Eukaryota; Viridiplantae; Streptophyta; Marchantiopsida; Marchantiales; Marchantiaceae. The record is from the annotation of a GenBank genome assembly.
GUUCACUGUCCUUUAUCUGACAAUGCACUGUUUCGUCAGUGUUAUCCCAAUUCUCUUGUCCACACUUCUGCAGCCAGCGUUCUCAAGUUUCACAGCUGCUUCACACGUAUAAAUGCAGAUAUUGAAACACACAAUUGUUUUCAUUUGUGCCCAUCCGUUUCGAUCCGCUUUAAAUUUUUUGUCGUCGCUAACUCAACAUUGACUUGACUGAGUACUGUUUCCUUCUGAGAAGUUGCAGAUUGCAGAUUCAGAGAUGAACUCAUAUGUAUGAUCUUUUCAAAGUUCGUUCGUUAGAAUGGAGCCCGAAAGAGGUCAGCAUCACCCGGAAGAUGCAUUGGAAAGUCUACCUAUCGAUUUCGUGAUCGAGAUUCUCAGAGAUCAUGAUCUGCCAAUUUCCACUCUUCUGGAAUGUCGUUCAGUUUGUAAAAAAUGGAAGGAAAUCAUAGAUGGUCCUGAGUUACGGAACAACAUCUGGAAAAAAUCUGUUCUUGGGUUCAAUGCAAGUCGUGAAAAUACGGCCUACUUCUGCUGUAGAGAUCGAUGGAUCACAAGGAAUCUUACAUUUAGGCCCAAUUGGUCGCUGCUGAUGGAGGCCUACUGUUUCGGUGAACUAUUUUCAACAGCAUACAUCAUGUAUAACCCAGUUCCGGACAAAAUCCUGCCUUUAAACGUACCUCGUGAAAUCGAUGGAGAACAUACAGUUAUUGAUGGUUUGCUGGAGUGUAAGGUGGUGGGCUUAGUCGUGGACCAAUCUACGAAAAACUUCAAGCUGGUUUUGGGAGGAGUUCUAGUCGCAACAGAUAGACGCCGAACUUUGAUUUACGAUUCGACGAUGGGUACAUGGUCGUGGGGAAUACAUCCGUUUCCUGAACGGAUGAAGGAUGUGUGGAGUAAUAGGAGAAGUGUAGAAUGUAAUAGAUGUCUGUAUUGGAUCGUAUGGCAUCCCUUUCACCGCAAGAGGAAGGCUCUCUUGAUAUUUGAUCUGGAAGAGGGAACGUGGAACGCCUUGGUAGAGGAAUCCAUGGAGGCCACGCCAAUUGGCCUUCAAAUGGCUGCGUAUGAAAGACAUUUGUGCUUACUCGCCAGUGAUUGGAUUAAUUGGCCUUUCGAAGUGGAGUUUGAUCGUUGGAUCAAUGUCACCAAUUUCCUCCGGAAUCCCAUGGUCCGGAGAAUGGAUGGAGCUUUGAUCAGGAGAGCUAGAGAUCUGUAUGAUCGAACUUUGAUCGGGAGACGGAGAUUUCCAUGGAACAUGGACGAAGCAAUGGAUGAAGCUGUUAACACGAGAUUAUUGGGUCAAUGGGUCUAGGUUAUCCCACAUUAUUCAACUUCUAUGCCACAGGAGGCAGUGAUGCAUUUUUCGUGUUCGAUGAAGAAGGUAUAGAACUUGACGUGGUGAAAUAUUUGGCUGAAUUUGACUUGAUAUUCUUUCUACCCCAACCUCCUUUUCACUCAUUUCAAUACGCUCGGAUCAUCGAAGACCCUUGGUGUGCGAUAAUUCCAAGUCCCAGUGGAAGUGCAGGGCAGGGAUGGGUAAGACAGCAGGAGUAUAUAGCAAAGCAGCCGAGACGUCUGCAGGAGGAGAUGCGGGGAUAGAGGAGGCUAUAUCCAGUGUAAAAUGAGAUUGUAGAAAAUUUCCCU